UGCACUCCUGCGCUGCUUUCAAAUCUACGAACCAGCUACGCUUACGAUUGCGACAACAGACCGAGAGAGUAAAAUGAAGCAGAGUUUCAUCGGGAUCUUUUUGGCUCUGACCAUUGUAUUUGGUCUUGUCUGGGACGUGACUGCAGAGUUAGAAGACGCAGAUUUUUCGACUGAGGUUGAGAAAACGGAGAAAGUGGAAGAAGUGCACGUGUCCAAACGUCCCUUCACCGGCGCGGUGCUCCGUGGUGCUCUCAGAGCCCUAAGGUCAAGGCCGGCGCGGGCCGUGUUGCGCAAACUGGCCGAAUACUACGGAAGGAGAAGCAGCGUAUACGAGAUCGUUGAGGUAAUAGAAGAGGUGGCCAAAAUAAUUGGAAGAUACGAUAGGGCGUUCUCCAGUCAUUUCAUUGACGCGGCUGUUCGUCUCGGUUUUAGCCGUGACUUUGGCCUGGCGGUAUACAACCUUGUCUAUUGGCUGAUAUAGAUAUAGUUGGCUGCAGUUCUGUAGGCCUGCGGUAUAUAUAGGCACCUAUCUCUUCAAUUGAACCAUUCAGCUCGCUUACUUGCAGUCAAAGUGAUGUACUAGUAACAUGUACAAGACGACUUGAAUAUUAGAAUAAAACUUCUAGCAUGCAAAAUGA
Molecule: messenger RNA, 638 nt
Organism: Lingula anatina
Lineage: Eukaryota; Metazoa; Brachiopoda; Lingulata; Lingulida; Lingulidae
Source: RefSeq, a predicted model, not a curated record